Messenger RNA from Ziziphus jujuba (common jujube), 1485 nucleotides. Its product is annotated as cyclin-dependent kinase inhibitor 5. The coding region runs from base 192 to 998 and encodes 268 amino acids. Gene Ontology annotation, biological process: negative regulation of cyclin-dependent protein serine/threonine kinase activity. Gene Ontology annotation, molecular function: cyclin-dependent protein serine/threonine kinase inhibitor activity. The transcript has 3 exons. The record is from RefSeq and is a predicted model, not a curated record. Gene Ontology annotation, cellular component: nucleus. Lineage: Eukaryota; Viridiplantae; Streptophyta; Magnoliopsida; Rosales; Rhamnaceae.
UUGGGCAGAGGAGAGGAGUACAAAUACCCCACACUCUCUUCUUAACCUUUUUCUCUUCUCCACUUUCUCUCUCUUCUUUCUCUCUCUAACCACCAACUACAAAACCACCAUUACCAUCUUCUUUUUGUCUUCAAUCUCUCAAUGAGAGUAUACCAGUAGUAGUAGGAGUAGUAGUAGGCAAAGCAAAGCAGAUGGGCAAGUACAUGAGGAAAACUAAAGCAGCAGGCGAAGUGGCAGUCAUGGAGGUAGCACAGUCUUCCCUCGGGGUUCGAACCCGUGCAAAGACUCUGGCUUUGCAGAGAUUGCAGAAAUCUCCGGCGAAAACUCCGGCGCCGGCGCCGGCGGCGACGAGUUCUGGUUCUUACUUGCAACUAAGGAGCCGACGGCUAGAGAAGCCGCCAAUUGUUAUGCCGAACAACAGCGAGCAUAAGAGGCAGAGUAAAGGAGCCAAAUUGGGUUGCGUGCAUAAUAGCCCUAAAGCUACUAACCCUAACCCUAGGACGAGUUCAAGGCUUAGGGUUGGUUCUGUGGCUUCUGGGUCACAUGGGUCGGUUUCGAUUGGGGUUUUGAACGGUGAGGAUGGGGAAAAGGGUAUUGAGGCUAAGGAAAUUGUGGGUAAAGAAGAAGAAGAAGUUCAAGAAAACAACAACACCGCGAAUGGUGAUUUGGGUAUUGAAGAAGCUUCCUGUGGAGAGAAUCUGUUGGAUUUUGAAGGUAGAGAGAGAAGCACCAGGGAAUCUACACCCUGCAAUCUUAUAAGGGAUCCAGACGUGAUCCGGACACCUGGUUCUAGUACCAGGCCAACUAAUUCAGCUGAAACUAGUCGGAGAAUACAGAACUCAUCACGGAGACAUGUACCAACAACACGUGAAAUGGACGAGUUCUUUGCUGGUGCUGAAGAAGAGCAGCAAAAACAAUUCAUUAAGAAGUACAACUUUGACCCAGUGACAGAUACACCGCUUCCAGGCCGGUAUGAAUGGGAGAAGGUGGAUCCCUAGAAGACAUUAAAAAAGUGUUCCGUCCAGGACAUUUUCCUGGUUGACCUUGGGAUUUAGGAUAAAACUAGCAUGAAUUAGUUUUUAGUGUUAAAAGGUGAUGGUGUUAUUUCCAUUUUCCAUCACCCUUCUUCUUUUUUACUUGUAAAGAAGUAGGAAGUGUCAAAAGAUAUGUGUAGACUAAUGGUCUGUAACAUAACAGAGGUUAUGAGUACACAACAAAUACAAAUCAAAGUCCUUUGUCUAACAGAUCAUCUGAAAGAGAGGGGAAAUGAAAAAGAGGGUGUGAGGUUUAGGGUUAGGUUCAGUGAAAGAUUAGGUCAGUCUAUGUGGUACAGAAAUUUACUAUUUUAGAUUGAUUUUUUUUUUUUUUUUUUUUUCCUUCUUCUCUCGUAGUGUAUUUCCUCCCCCUUCUUGUCUAUAGUUUGUACUACUGAUGGAACUUUUAGAAAACUCUUGCAAUAAACAUGCCCCCAUUUCUCUCUCUUCA